AUGAGAGUGAAGCACCCCAGUGAAAGAAAGACCUUGCUUUCUGUUAUCUGUAGUGAUAAGGGAGAAAAGAUCCAAAGAGAGAUAGGAGUUAUCAGAGGAGACACUGUCCAUAUACAUGAGAAGGUAAAUCCCUUUGACUGCGCAGAGCAGAUAGAAAAGCUGAUGAAGAAGAAGAAGUCUGGGAUGUUCAUUUCCAUAACUAAGGACAGCCUCCUUGUUAUUGGACGUACCUUCAAUGACGAGAUUAUAGACAUGGUUGAAUUCAAGAUAAAUAGAUACUUGUCUGUGACCGACUUUGAGUGUGUUGGGCCCGAAUUGCACAUGAAAUAUUUUGUAGUCUUGCAGAAUAUUAACAAUAAGCGACUAGAGAAUCUGAUAGUGGAUUUUUUCAACAAGAAAAGCAGCAAGGUCUGCUUAGAAGGAAUUAGAUACUCUUGGGUCUUUACCAAGACAGAAGACGGAUAUGUGCUUAAGUAUGUGAGGGUUCUUAAGGAUCUCAAUGUUGAGGACUGCGGGCCUUUGCUUGAAAUGGAGCUUGUGAGAAGCUACCACUGCAGUGAUGAGCUUUAUAAGAAGGCGUUGGACGAGCCUAAAAAGCCGAAAAAGAAUAUAAGCAAGAAUUUGUUCAACGAUAAGAUAGGAACGCUCCACAUUGACAAGCAAGAUCUUAGAGAUAUCAGGCUCAAGAAAAGCAAAGGAUAUAAAAGAACUUCAAGCAGGAGUUAG
This is a messenger RNA of Encephalitozoon romaleae SJ-2008, 726 nucleotides long. RefSeq lists its product as hypothetical. The transcript has a single exon. Gene Ontology annotation, cellular component: nucleolus. NCBI's taxonomy places the organism in Eukaryota, Fungi, Microsporidia, Unikaryonidae. The record is from RefSeq and is a predicted model, not a curated record. Gene Ontology annotation, biological process: maturation of LSU-rRNA from tricistronic rRNA transcript (SSU-rRNA, 5.8S rRNA, LSU-rRNA); ribosomal large subunit assembly. Bases 1 to 726 code for a protein of 241 amino acids. Gene Ontology annotation, molecular function: rRNA binding.